Messenger RNA from Candidula unifasciata, 1623 nucleotides. The record is from the annotation of a GenBank genome assembly. NCBI's taxonomy places the organism in Eukaryota, Metazoa, Mollusca, Gastropoda, Stylommatophora, Geomitridae.
AUGGCGUGUUCUGACAGUGCGGCAAUGUUGAUGAUUGUGGUUAUGCUAGCAGAUGUAUGUUCUGGCAAGACGGCGAGGCUGACUGGCAAAAAGCCACCUCAUAUUGUUUUCAUUGUUGCUGAUGACUUGGGCUGGAACGACGUGGGCUGGCACAACACAGAUAUGAUCACACCCAACCUCAACUGGCUGGCCAGCAGAGGAGUCAUCCUGGACUCCACCUACGCUCAGCCAUCGUGCACUCCGUCCAGAAAUAGUUUUAUGACCGGUUUUUUCCCAUAUCACACAGAACUACAAGACGUAAUAGAACCAAGCGUGCCUCUCUACCUUCCACUGAAGCAUGUCCUGCUACCACAAAGGUUAAAACAGCAAGGAUACGCCACGCACAUCGUUGGAAAAUGGCAUCUAGGGUUCUGCAAUAAGAAAUACACACCAACUGAGAGAGGGUUCGAUUCCUUCUUUGGGUUUUACACUGGAAGUGUGGAUCACUACUGGCAUGAGAAAACCGCAGAGAUCCAGACGCAGAUGUCAGCACAGCUCAGUCUGGACAGCCUCGGGUCCACGCUGAUCAACAGUCUUUUACGGGUUCGCACGUCAGGACAAGCAACAGGUCGCGACUUCCGGUUCAAUGACACAGUUUGGACGGAAGCCGAGGGGAUCUAUUCUACGACUCUCACCGCCGUCAUAAACUGUCAUCAAAAACUAAAAAAAAAAAAAAAUGCUUUUUGCCGCCAAAGCCAAGGAGAUCAUCAAAAAAAAAAACAACCUGAAAAACCGCUGUUUCUGUACUUGCCGAAAAAAACAAAAAAAAACUCGCCCCUGUCGGUUCCAGCAAAAUACCAAAGACUUUAUCGGCAUAUCAAAAGUAAAGAAAGGCGGAUAUAUUCAGGAAUGGUGACAGCGCUGGAUGAAGCGGUCGGAAAUAUUACAUCGGCGCUGUUUCAGUCACAGCUGAUAGACAACUUGCUGCUGGUGUUUACUUCUGAUAACGGCGGGCACCCCUACAUGGGAGGCAGCAACAGCCCACUUAGAGGUGGUAAAAACACCAUUUGGGAAGGCGGGACUCGAGUUCCGACAUUCGUCUAUAGUUCCACCUUGUUACGUAGGAGAGGAUACGCCAACAACAGGCUGUUCCAUGCUGUCGACUGGUACCCAACAAUUCUGGAGUUGGCUGGAGCCAAACCAGAGAAAGGAAUCGACGGGAGAAGCCAGUGGAAGAUGUUGAGCAAGGCAGGCGAAUCGUCCAGGAAGGAGUUCGUAUACAAUAUAGGACCCAACGGGGACGGUGCCAUCAGAGCUGGAGAUUACAAGCUGAUUACUGGACACCCAGGUUUCCACAACGAUUGGUACCCUACACCUGGAGCAGCCAAAAUAGCCAGACGGAGGUUUAAAGGUGGACGGUUUGAUCAAGUAAAACUCACAAAGUCCCCCUAUUUGCUUUUCAACAUUGAAGAAGACCCCGAGGAAAAGAUGGAUCUCUCUAUGGAAAAACCCGACAUCUUGCGAGAAAUGCUGAAGCUGUAUGAGAUCUACAACUCUACCAAGAUCCCACCACACACAGCAACGUAUGAUGCAGCCGCAGACCCCGCUCAUUUUAAUGGUUUCUGGAGUCCUGGGUGGUGUUAA